Euleptes europaea (tarantolino) is the source of this 4665-nucleotide messenger RNA. It is a transcript of the gene ZFYVE16, whose product is annotated as zinc finger FYVE-type containing 16. Bases 79 to 4545 code for a protein of 1488 amino acids. Gene Ontology annotation, biological process: protein targeting to lysosome; endosomal transport. Lineage: Eukaryota; Metazoa; Chordata; Lepidosauria; Squamata; Sphaerodactylidae. Gene Ontology annotation, molecular function: metal ion binding. Gene Ontology annotation, cellular component: early endosome membrane. The record is from RefSeq and is a predicted model, not a curated record. The transcript is spliced from 18 exons.
GGUGGGGAAGGCUGUGCGAUAGGCAGCGGCGCCCAUGAGGCACAAGAGGAGAACAUUCUCACCAGACCAAACCUUAAGAUGGACAGUUACUUUAAAGCAGCAGUUUCUGACUUAGACAAACUACUUGAUGAAUUUGAGCAGAAUGCAGAUGAACUUGAAGACAACAGAGUUGUAAAUCCACGUGAUUCUAAGCGCCGUUUAUUUUCUUCAGAAUUAGAUUAUCAGCAGCAAAGAUUUGUGGAACCAAAUGUUCAAGAGAAUAGUUGUGCUGCUGCUACUACAUCAGAUGGACUCUCAUUAUCAGUUCAGACUACGAAAGUUGCAAGUUUUGAGCAACUGAACUUGGAACAAAAUGAGAAAAAUGUCACUGGGCUAGAUCUUCUGUCUAUGGUGGAUGGUGGUUCUUCAGAAAAAAGCCCGUCUCCUUGCCUGGGGCGAUGCAGUGUACCAGUCUGUGACCUUAUCAGUGAUACAGGUAGCUUGAGCCAUGUAAAAAAUAAUUCUGAGUGCAUUCAGAAGUUGCAGCCAGGUGACUUCCAGAGUAGUAGGAAUUCUCUUAUAGGCUUUGAUUUAGCAUUGGUGCCAGCCACUGCUUGUAAUUUGUCAGUAGAUUGUAGUGCCAAUUCCCAUACAGAGCCACAGACUGAUGGAGAGGAAGUGCUGUGCAGUAUAGAUAAUAAUGCAACAGAAAACCUGAAUCAACAGGUACAGAAAACCAGUGGCUGCACUGAGUCAAAUGUUAUGGACUCCAUUACUCAAGAAAGGACAGAAACUUUGAAUAAUGAAGUAUUCAAUCAGUUACAACAAAUUAUAGCUCUGGAUAGGACCUCGGCUUUAAUAACACAACCUGUUUCGAAUGCGCACAGUUCCAAAGAUGUUGCAAUGUGUGAAACGUUGCCUUGUGAACCAUUAGCAGAUGAAAAUGCAUAUUGUGCAAAAAGUCAAAUGAUACCUAGGGAAAGUGGCAAACAAGACAUUUUGGAUGAUAAAAUUGAAUCAGUCGCCUCUAAUCUGCCAAAGAUCUGUGAUUUGCAUAAGAACAGCUUAGUUUUAUCUGAUGCCUCCGUUCCAACCGAGCAUAUACUAGUUUUAGAUAAAACACUUAGCACUGAGGAAAAACUGUGUGGUCCAGAACAAAAUACCCAUCAAGGUAUCGCUUCAACACCAGAAGUCUCUGAAGAUUUACAGACUUCUUUGUCUUGUCUUCCCCUUGCUGUGUCUAUAUGUGGGUCACUUGUUACAAGUGAAGACAAAAAUGGACAGAAGGCUCAGGAUGACACAGCAGACGUCAUUAGUGACAUAACUAUGCACAUAGAAAAACAUAAGACUGGUCUUCCCAAGUGGGAAUUGCAUGAAAGAAGAGAUGCUUUUGAACAGGAAGAAAAUCUAAGCACAGACAGCCAGUCAGGUCUAGAAAAACCUUUUACAGAGAGGGAGGAGCUGGACAACUGUGCCAGUAAAUCUGAUCUCAAUCAACCAGAUUUUGUUGUUAGUUCUUUAGAUGCAACCCUGCAAGCACACAGCAGCAUCCUGCCUACUGACAUUGAUGAAAGAGCUUCAGUUGAUUUAGGUAUAGAGGAAGACAUUAUUGGAAGUGACAUGCUAGUUAGUGAUGCUGAACUUGAUGCCUUCUUGUCUGAGCAUUCUCUUCAGUCUAGUAGUUUAAAGACACUGAAAGACAAUACUGAUGAUGAACUUCUGGUUGUGGUUCAAGACAUCUUAGUAGAAGCUAACAAACCUAAUAACGAAAGUGAUUGUUUACAAACAGAAACAGAAUUUAAGCAGGUGGAAGAUUCUUCUGCUGAUAAUUGUACAAUAUCUAGUCCUGAGCCUAAAAUGGGAACUCUAGCUGAAAAAAGCACAUUGAUGGUUCAGAAAGAGACAUUGGAUCACGUAAAUGAAACUAGGAUUGGAGUUUCAGAUCGUUUAAAUAACCAACAGAUUGUGCCCAGUAGAGGUGCAAGGCCAAAACAGUUGCUAAACCUUCCACCCAAAGCCAAAAACUGCUCUGAUUUUAGUAGUCCAAAUACACUUAAGACUGAACCCCAGGUAAUGAACUGCACAGUCCCAAAUACCUCUCUCUCAGGUGGGAGAAUUUGUCCGGAUUCAAGUUCCAGUUGUAAUUAUGUUGAUACACAGAACUGCUUGGAAGGCCAAGGGGACAGUGUUGUUACAGUUGCCUCAGAACCUGCUAAAGUAGUGGAACAAGCUGUAGUUCUGGGACAGAAGCAGCCCUCCUGGCUUCCUGAUUCAGAAGCGCCAAACUGCAUGAAUUGCCAAAUCAAAUUCACAUUUACAAAGAGAAGACAUCAUUGUCGUGCAUGUGGGAAAGUUUUUUGUGGUUCCUGCUGCAGUCGAAAGUGCAAACUCCAGUAUAUGGAUAAAGAAGCAAGAGUCUGCAUAAGCUGCUAUGAUUCUAUUAACAAAGCACAGGCAUUUAAAAGGAUGAUGAGUCCAACUGCUUCUAAUCCUAGUUCUGGUGUAUCUGACAAUCGUUCGACUGUUCAACCUUUGCAAGAAGCCCAAGCGUCUGGUGUCUGCCCUAAAGAACAGAGAAGAGUUUGGUUUGCAGAUGGCAUUUUGCCCAAUGGAGAAGUUGCUGACACAACAAAACUGUCAUCUGGAAUCAGAAGGUCCCCACAGGACCUCCAUCCAGUUGAAAUCCCAGCCAAUGACAUUGCCUGUGCAAGUGAGAUUGGACCAAAGGAUGGAAUGCAUGUUACUGGGAGUACAGACACCUUGGGUCAUCCAGCUUCAGAAGAUAUCACAUGUUCCACUGAAGGACAAGCUGAGCAGUUGAAUAAUUCUGACUCUGAGAUUCCUCCUGCUGCCGAAUUCCCGACUGUUGUUGAAGCUUCUGAGCCUCCUGUUCCUCUUGCAGCUAAUGAAACUAAUGAGGUGCCAGUUAGUCCUUUAGAUUAUGGGAUGCUUUGUGAUAUUGAAAAUUGUGUUAGCAAAGAGAUCAGCCUUAUUCCUGAAGAUGAUGGAUUGCCACCUCUUCUACUUACAAAAGGGAGAAAAGGAGAACAAUCCUUAGUGGAAGAACAUCCUUCUCAUAAGCAAAUUGCCUUACUACUUGAAGAAUCUAAUCCAUUGACAUUUAUCCUAAAUGCAAAUCUUCUUGUGAAUGUCAAGAUAGUAUCUUAUGAUUCAGAAAGGUGCUGGUACUUCUCAACCAAUGGGUUGCAUAGCUUGGGGCAAUCAGAAAUUAUUAUAUUAUUACGUUGCUUGCCAAAGGAAGAGGAUGUUCCUAAAGAAAUCUUCAGAUUAUUUAUCAACAUAUAUAAGGAUGCUAUGAAAGGAAAAUUCAUAGGAAACCUGGAAAAUAUUACCUUCACUGAAGGUUUUCUUGACAACAAGGAGCACGGUGGAUUUCUGUUUGUUACGCCAACUUUUCAGAAGCUGGAUGAUCUUGAGUUACCAAAAAAUCCUUUCUUAUGUGGCAUUCUUAUUCAGAAGCAGGAGGUACCUUGGGCAAAAGUUUUUCCAAUUCGCUUGAUGCUGAGAUUGGGAGCAGAAUAUGGGGCAUACCCAACUCCUUUAACAAGUAUCCGGCACAGAAAGCCUCUGUUUGGAGAGAUAGGACACACAGUCAUGAACUUGCUUGUUGAUCUUAGGAAUUAUCAAUAUACCUUGCAUACAAUAGAUAACUUAUUUAUUCAUAUGGAAAUGGGUAGAAGCUGCAUUAAAAUACCUCUGAACAGAUAUAAUGAGGUGAUGAAAGUUAUGAACACUUCUAAUGAACAUGUCAUUAGCAUUGGAGCGAGUUUUAGUUCUGAAGCAGAUUCUCACUUAGUUUGUGUACAAAACAAUGAUGGAGUCUAUCAGACUCAAGCAAACAGUGCGACUGGACAUUCUAGGAAAGUUACAGGGGCAAGCUUUGUCGUGUUCAAUGGAGCCCUAAAAACAUCUUCUGGAUUCCUUGCUAAAUCCAGUAUUGUUGAAGAUGGAUUAAUGGUACAGAUCACUCCAGAGACAAUGGAAGGGUUACGUCAAGCUUUGAAGGAAAAAAAUGACUUUAAAAUUACAUGUGGCAAAGUAGAUUCAGGUGAUCUGAGGGAAUAUGUGGACGUUUGUUGGGUGCAGAAUGAAGAGAAAACAAAUAUGAGAAUUACAAGUCCAAUAGAUGGAAAGUCAAUGGAAGGAGUGCAAAGUGAAAAAAUAGUUCAAGAAAAAGGUUUUGAAAUGGAUGGAAAACUUAUAAAGUGUACUGAAGUGUUCUAUCUCCUAAAGGCUAGUGAACUAUCCAACCAUCCUCCUUACCAAUUUGCUAAAGAAAUUGCAUUGGCUUGCUGUGCUGCUCUUCGCCAUCAUCUCAGAACACUGAAAAAUAAUGGAAUGAACAAGAUAGGUCUUCGAGUCUCCAUGGAUACUGACAUGGUGGAAUACCAGGCAGGCUCUGGAGGCCAGCUUCUGCCUCAGCAUUAUCUCAAUGAUCUGGACAGUGCUUUGAUUCCUGUGAUCCAUGGAGGGACAUCAGAUGCUACAAAACUACCACUGGAAAUUGAAUUAAUAUUUUUUAUUAGUGAAUCUCUCAUAAUAUAAUUGAUAUGUGUAUCAUGCUGUAGUGCACUGCAUUGCUAGCACUGAUCAAUACCAAAGCAGUUACAUUACACUAUGGAUGAAACAUUCAGGUUUUUCUUUUUAAAAGCCAAUGAUUUAGUA